AUGAACACGGCACCAGCCGUAGCGUCGCUACCGCGACUUGACCCAAAUACACUGCACACAUUUAUCAAGCCGAUGAAAAAGAUUCACGACCAUCAAGAUGUGGAGACAUUUUUAUCUUCUGUCGCCUACAGAGAUAUCAUGAUAUUUAUUUUACAGCUAAACCGCUGCAUGUUCCCUUCUAAAAUACCAGGCAAAGAAAGUGGCUCUUCGAAUGUGGAAGUAUGGACACUGGAUUCCGACUCCAUUGACUUUUCGGAGCCCGUCCGUCGUUUACAGCUGCUAUUAUCAAAACUAGAGUCCCUCAUUGACGAGGUAGCCCCUGAUACUGGACCUCGUCGGUUUGGGAAUAUCAGUUUUCGAAAAUGGUGUGAGGAGAUGGAGUCUCGUACCGCCACCAUCAUGGAUGAAUGUUUACCUCCAGAGAUUCUUCAGCAGAAGUCUGAGGAUGGGGAAACAGUAACGGCCAAGGAGGAGCUUAUGGCCUAUUUAACCGGCAGCUUUGGAAGUUCACAAAGACUUGAUUAUGGAACAGGUCAUGAACUUAGCUUUUUAGCUUUUCUGGCAUGCCUUUGGAAACUGAAUGGAUUUGCUCGAGCAGACCCUGGUGUGGAAGAAAGAGGUAUAGUUAUAGGAGUUAUUGAACCGUAUGCCACCCCGACAACCGCAUCGCAGUUUUGCUUGAAGGCUAAUAUCCAGCCUGCAGGCUCUCAUGGCGUCUGGGGCCUAGAUGAUCAUUCAUUCAUCUCAUACAUUUUAGGCUCUGCUCAAUUAUCUCCAGCAAUAACACCUGCUGACCCAACACCCACCGAAGGCUCCUUGCCAAAUGCUCCCUCCACAGGCGAUAUCGCCAAACGAAACAUAGUUGAAAAAGAGCGCAAAUCAAAUAUGUAUUUUUCAGCGAUCGGCUUCAUCCAUGAUGUCAAGAAAGGCCCAUUUUGGGAACAUAGCCCUAUGCUAUAUGACAUUUCCGGAAUCAAAGACGGCUGGGGAAAGAUAAAUAAGGGUAUGAUCAAGAUGUAUAAUGCAGAAGUCCUGUCUAAAUUCCCGGUUGUGCAGCAUUUUCCCUUUGGAUCGUUAUUUGUUUGGGAGCGAGACCCAAAUGCUACCCCAUCAGUACCGUCUGCUCAUACAUCAAGUGGGCCACAGACUCCGGCACAUAUGCCAGCACCUCCUCCCCCUCAGCCAGAUAUGGGAACCCGAGCCCCCUGGGCUUCAAUGCCUACGGGUAUUAGAAUGAGGGAUUCACGGGGUGAAAAUAACCCAGCUCACGCUACCCCUACAGCACCACUAUUUAACCAGAUGCCAGCUAUAAGAGCCCCGUGGGCCACCCAAGGUAGCCAACAGCGAAAUCUGCCGCCUCGAGAGCCUUUUAUAUCUCCCCCCAACACAUCUGAUAGGUAA
This is a messenger RNA of Microsporum canis CBS 113480, 1401 nucleotides long. RefSeq names its product phosphotyrosyl phosphatase activator. Gene Ontology annotation, biological process: mitotic spindle organization. Gene Ontology annotation, molecular function: protein tyrosine phosphatase activator activity; peptidyl-prolyl cis-trans isomerase activity. The transcript is spliced from 3 exons. Lineage: Eukaryota; Fungi; Ascomycota; Eurotiomycetes; Onygenales; Arthrodermataceae. Gene Ontology annotation, cellular component: nucleus; protein phosphatase type 2A complex; cytoplasm. The record is from RefSeq and is a predicted model, not a curated record. Bases 1 to 1401 code for a protein of 466 amino acids.